AUGAGAGAAACCAUGAAGGAAUCAAUGCCAAGAACGAAGAACUCCAGGUCAUCAAACGACUCCGAAAAGGCUUUCAUCUGCGGAGAUUGCGGCAGGAGUUACAAGGUCAGGAGUUCUCUGUUCAAUCACAGGAAAUGGGAAUGCGGCAAAGAACCAAGAUUCAAGUGCCCUUACUGCACCUACAAGGCCAAACAGAAAGUGCACAUGAUCAGACAUCUGCGGAAGACUCAUAACGUGGAGGAUUUCGCAGACAUCAAUUCAUUGAUCAUCAAUAAUGUGGAUGAAGUGAAGAAGGAGAAGGUUGUCUUGCCAAAGGAUAGUAAAACUACUGACGGUUGA
Phaedon cochleariae (mustard beetle) is the source of this 339-nucleotide messenger RNA. Lineage: Eukaryota; Metazoa; Arthropoda; Insecta; Coleoptera; Chrysomelidae. The record is from the annotation of a GenBank genome assembly.